AGAAAACAUGCAGAGCUGCACAGAUCACUUUUACUUAAACAGCGGACCUUCGUAAAGGUGCUUGCCAUUGUUUUUCGUAUAGGAGUGGUUGCAUUAGCAUGCGAGGUCUCGCCAGCAUAUGGACCAGGAGCAUCGCUUGUCAGCAAUAUCGAGUAUUAACACCGCUUGCUGCAUCAGAGACCGCUCGCGCCUUGUGCCGGACACCACAAUCACGACCCUCUCGUCAUCACGGCCUUCGGCUUGGGGCUAUGUCGACUAGUUCUCAGCAGCCCGCGACAUCCAGCGGCCCUGAUGCCUCAUCCGGUGGCAUUCGGCUGACGCAGCUGUCUCACGGCGGGGGCUGCGGCUGCAAAAUCGCGCCCGCGAAGCUGCAAGAAAUCCUGCGCGGCGUGCAGCUGGACUUCGGCUCCCCCGACCUGCUGGUGGGCGCCUCCACCAGCGACGACGCCGCCGUGUACCGCCUCACCCCCGACCUGGCGCUCAUCCUCACCACCGACUUCUUCAUGCCCAUCGUGGACGACCCACGGGACUUUGGGCGCGUGGCGGCAGCCAACGCUAUCAGCGACGUGUAUGCCAUGGGCGGCCGGCCGGUGCUGGCGCUGAGCGUGUUGGGCGCCCCCGUGUCGGUGCUGCCGGCGGAGGUGAUCGGAGCGGUGCUGGAGGGGGGCGCGGAGACGUGCAGGCGGGCGGGCAUCCCGCUGGCGGGCGGCCACUCCAUCGACACCCCCGAGCCGCUGUUCGGGCUGGUGGUGGCGGGGGUGGCGCCCCCGCACCACAUCCGCCGCAACAGCACCGCGCGCGCGGGGGACGUGCUGCUGCUGAGCAAGCCGCUGGGGGUGGGCGCCUGCACCACGGCGCUGAAGAAGGGGCGGCUGGACAGGCAGGGGUACGAGGAGGUGCUGGCCACCAUGACGCGACUCAACACGCUGGGUCUGCGAGUGGCGACCGACCCACGGGUCCACGCCAUGACGGAUGUGACGGGUUUCGGUCUGCUGGGUCACCUGCUGGAGGUGUGUCGGGGCAGCGGGCUGGCGGGGCGGCUGGCGGGCGGGGCGGUGCCGCUGCUGGGGCCGGCGGCCGAGCUGGCGCGGGCUGGGGUGCUGCCGGGCGCCGUGAAGCGCAACUGGGAGAGCUACGGGGGCAGCGUUAGGCUGCAGCCGGGGGUGCAGCCCUGGCUCCGGGACCUGCUGUGCGACCCGCAGACCAGCGGCGGGCUGCUGCUGGCGGCGGAGGAGAGCGCGGUGGCGGACCUGCAGCGGCUGGCGGAGGAGGAGGCGCGGG
This is a messenger RNA of Astrephomene gubernaculifera, 1281 nucleotides long. The record is from the annotation of a GenBank genome assembly. Lineage: Eukaryota; Viridiplantae; Chlorophyta; Chlorophyceae; Chlamydomonadales; Astrephomenaceae.